Molecule: messenger RNA, 2371 nt
Organism: Bactrocera tryoni
Lineage: Eukaryota; Metazoa; Arthropoda; Insecta; Diptera; Tephritidae
Gene: Rh50
Product: ammonium transporter Rh type B-B
Exons: 8
Coding region: 721-2061 (446 amino acids)
Biological process (GO): ammonium transmembrane transport; ammonium homeostasis
Cellular component (GO): plasma membrane
Molecular function (GO): ammonium channel activity
Source: RefSeq, a predicted model, not a curated record
AUUGCUCAAACAUUCCCCGGCAGUUGGGCGAAGCGAACACACACGCCAGCCAGCUCAAAUAAGCAUACAAUAAAUAGACUGCGCGCAAAAGUUUCCAACGAAAAGGAAGUGAUACUCCUCGAGCGCUUAGGGUGCAGUUGCAAGCGCGCACACCGUGAAUUUGUGCGAAAAUUCGUGAAUUAAAAGAAAAUCGAAAACAGCUCGCGCGUAAGUGUGAAACGCGUGCGAAACGUGAACGAAAGUUUUGAGCAAAUUUAAUAUUUUUGGCGUUUUAACUAGCGCGUUUGUUGUUGUUGUAUUCUCCGCAUCAAUACAGCUUGUGUGAAACUGUUAUAAGACACGCGCGAAACUUUCAACUCGAGCGACAAGCGCAUUGAACCGUUAAACCGACAUUUUCGCCGUACAUCCUGGGCGCAUAUCCUUGCCGAGCUGUGUGUGUGUGUGUGCGUUUGCCGCUGCUAAUGCUGCUACUUAGCACAACCAUCUCAUAUUGAGCUGACAAUUUCGUGGCAAAGCUGUGCGCAAAUAAAUUCCUUCACGUGCAUUUACAGUUGCUACACACGCGUAUAUAAAUACAGCAACAGCGCAUCCGUCGACGACGCGCUUAAAUAAGUGCGGCGCCCCUGCUUGUGACGUGCUGCCCCUCUGCUACGCAGUGCAAUUGCCUGGAUUCAAAUUCUUUUGCUGCUGCUGCUUUUGGUGUACAUCCGCUGUGACAAGAUGCAUUCGCCUGCCACCAAAGUGACUGGAUUCAUUGUCCUGAUGAUUGUGCAAAUAAUUCUACUUGCACUCUUCUGGCUGUUCGUGCGUUAUGGCGAUGAAGCUUUGCCCCUCGCUGAAGGCGAAGAAUUAGGCGAACCUCACGUUUCCAAAUAUCCGCAUUUCCAAGAUGUUCAGGUAAUGAUCUACAUUGGCUUCGGCUUCUUGAUGACCUUCUUACGCAAGUAUGGCUACAGCGCUACCGGUUAUACGCUAUUUUUGGCAGCACUGGUCGUACAAUGGUCAAUUUUGGUCAAGGGAUUCUUUCAUAUGGAAGAUGGAAAAAUAAGCUUAAUUCUGGAAAACAUUGUGGAUGCAGAUAUCGCCGCCGCUGUUCCCUUGAUUAGUAUGGGUGCAUUAUUGGGACGUACAACACCGAUUCAACUCUUGUUUAUGGCCAUAGUCGAAAUAGUUUUAUUCGCCGCCAAUGAAUAUGUGGCUUUGAACAUUUUCAGCGCCUGUGAUGUUGGUGGUUCAAUAACGGUGCACGCCUUUGGUGCAUACUUCGGUCUGGCGGUGAGUCUAAUGCUGCGCCCCGGCAAGGAACAAAAUGCGGCUGGCAAAUACGAAGGAGCCAAUUACACGUCGGACAUCUUUGCCAUGAUCGGCACAUUGUUCCUGUAUGUGUAUUGGCCGAGCUUUAAUUCGGUGUUGGCCGACGGCAACGCCCGGGAGCGUGCCAUACUCAACACGUAUUUAUCAUUAGCAGCGGCAACAGUUACAACAUUCAUAGUAUCGGCACUUGUUAGUCACGAGAACAAAUUGGAUAUGGUGCAUGUACAGAAUUCAACACUGGCUGGCGGCGUGGCCAUCGGCACUGUUUGUAAUUUGCUAGUCGGUGCACAUGGCGCUAUAUUAAUUGGCAUCAUUGCCGGUUGCAUUUCGGUGUUGGGUUAUAGCUACCUCUCGCCCCGCAUCACCGCUGUACUGGGCAUACACGACACUUGCGGUGUUCACAAUUUACAUGGCAUGCCAGCCAUCCUCUCAGCGAUUGCCUCAGCGAUAUUUGCCUGUUUGGUCACAAAGGAAAAAUACAAGUCCGAAUUGGGUCAAAUCUUCCCAGCUAUGGCUGCAGCACCGGAGAAUAGCAACUCAACAAUUAUACUUGGUGGUUAUGAACGUACGGCAACCGCUCAAGCUGGUUUUCAACUUUGCGCCAUUGCAGUCACCUUACUGGUGGCCAUUGUCGGUGGCAUCAUAACAGGUGCUAUCCUUAAAUACACGGGCAUGCGCAAAUUGCAGAAGGACGAACAUCAUCAGGACGAGCUACACUGGGAGGUGCCAGAUCAUAAAGAAGACUAGUAAAGGCCCAAAACAUAAAUAAAUUAUGUUACAUUUCCAUUUUUUACAUGGAAAAUUUAGAACACUUCAUUUGUAGCGUCUUAAGUUUUUUUUUUUUUUAUAAAUAAUAUGAUAGCAGCCAAAGUGCUGUUACUUUGUGGAGUCCCAACACAAUCUAAUUGUAAUCAUAUAAGUAUAAUCAAUUUGAAUUAUUUUAGUUGUUGUUUGUUAGAUUAUUGAUGUCAUCACUGUUUAGUUUAGUUUAUGUAGAGCAACGUCGAAUACUAUGUUUUAUGCCACACUUAAUAAACACGAGCAAUUUCGAAGCAAA